AUGUCUCUGCAAGGGGCGGCGGGGGCUGAGGAGCUGAUUUUCUAUGUGAAUGGGAGGAAGAUAAUAGAGAAAAAUGCUGAUCCUGAACAAAUGCUGUUGUCUUAUCUGCGAAAGAGACUCCGUCUUACAGGAACUAAGUAUGGCUGUGGAGGAGGUGGCUGUGGUGCCUGCACAGUGAUGAUAUCAACUUACGAACCAGCUUCAAAGAAGAUACAACAUUAUUCAGCAAAUGCAUGUUUGCUUCCCAUUUGCUCCUUGUACGGUGCGGCAGUCACCACAGUGGAAGGUGUUGGAAGUACCAAAACCAGGGUUCAUCCAGUUCAGGAAAGGCUUGCCAAGUGCCAUGGCUCCCAGUGUGGUUUCUGCAGCCCUGGAAUGGUGAUGUCCAUAUACACUUUGCUAAGAAACCACCCAGAACCAACUUCAGAGCAGAUGAUUGCAGCUCUGGCUGGGAACUUGUGCCGCUGUACUGGAUAUAGGCCGAUCCUAGAUGCCUGUAAAACCUUCUGUAAGGAAUCCGUUUGUUGUCAAAGGAAAGCAAAUGGAAACUGUUGCUUGGAUGAGGAAGAUGAUUUGUUUGACAAGAAAGAGAAGGUUUCUACCAGACUAUUUUCAACAGAUGAAUUCCAGCCCUUAGAUCCCACACAGGAGCUUAUAUUUCCUCCAGAACUAAUGAGAAUGGCUGAACAUCAACCAAAAAGAACUCUGUUUUUUCAUGGGGAGCGAAUGACAUGGAUUUCUCCUGUAAGCUUAGAUGAAUUACUGGAUCUGAAAGCUGCCCACCCCAAAGCACCUCUUGUGGUUGGGAACACCAGUGUGGGACCUGAGAUGAAAUUUAGAGGCGUGUUCCAUCCAAUUGUUAUUGCUCCUGCAAGGAUCCCGGAUCUGAAUGUGGUGAAAUGCACGAGUGAUGGUUUAACUCUGGGAGCUGCCUGCAGCCUCUCUCUAGUGAAAGACAUCUUGACACAUGCAAUCUCAGAGUUUCCUGAAGAGAAGACAAAGGUUUUGUGUGCUGUCUUACAGCAAUUAAGAACUCUGGGUGGAGAACAGAUAAGAAAUGUUGCUUCAUUAGGUGGAAACAUCAUAAGUAGAAAAUCAACCUCAGACUUGAAUCCUGUUCUGGCAGCUAGCAACUGUAUGCUCAAUCUGGCUUCAAGAGGAAGAAAGCGACAGAUUCCUUUGAGUGAUAUUUUUGCAGAUGGAGUUGGUAAUAAUACCAUUAUGCCAGAAGAGAUCUUAGUCUCUGUCCAUAUUCCCCAUUCUAGGAAGGGGGAGUAUGUCUCUGCAUUUCGACAAGCACCAAGACGGGAGAAUGCUCUACCAAUAACCAAUGCUGGAAUGAGAGUCCUUUUUGAAGAAGGUACAGACAUAAUAAAGGAUUUAAGCAUUUUCUAUGGAGGUGCUGUCUCGACCACAGUCUGUGCAAAACAAACCUGUGGGACACUUAUCGGAAGACACUGGAAUGAACAAAUGUUGGAUGAAGCUUGCAGACUAGUUCUUAAAGAAAUUGGUCUUCCAGGCUCAGCCAGUGGUGAAAAAGUAGACUACAAGAAAACUUUGAUAGUCAGCUUCUUCUACAGGUUUUUCCUGGAAGUAUUGCAGUCAUUAAAGACAAUGGAUCCUUGCCACUAUACUGGUAUACCUAUGGAAUACAGGAGUGUCCUACAAGAUUUCAAAACCAAAAUGCCCCAGAGUAUCCAAAUAUACCAGGACAUAGAGGCGAAUCAGUCUCCACAGGAUCCUGUAGGACGGCCUGUUAUGCACCAGUCUGGAAUUAACCAUGCCACUGGUGAAGCAGUUUACAUUGAUGACCUUCCUUCUGUAGAUGGGGAGCUCUUCCUGGCUGUUGUCACUAGUUCCAGAGCUCAUGCUAAGAUUGUAUCUAUAGAUACUUCAGAGGCUCUAAAAGGACCAGGUGUGUUCGAUAUCAUAACAGCUCAUGAUGUACCUGCUACAAACGAGUUUUACUACUCCGAUGAUCCGGAGAUUAUAUUUGCAAGAAACAAGGUGAUUUGUGUGGGUCAGAUUGUCUGUGCUGUGGUUGCGGAUUCAGACGUUCAUGCCAAACAAGCAGCUGCGAAAGUGAAGAUAGAGUAUGAAGUGCUGGAACCAGUGAUCUUAACAAUUGAGGAAGCUGUAAAGCACAAUUCGUUCUUUGAGCCAAAAAGAAAAUUAGAACAAGGAAAUGUUGAUCAGGCAUUUGAAACUGUUGACAAUAUAAUUGAAGGGGAGGUUCGCAUUGGGGGACAGGAACACUUUUAUAUGGAGACUCAGAGUGUGCUUGCUGUUCCAAAAGGAGAGGAUAAAGAAAUGGAUGUGUAUGUGUCAACACAGCAUCCAGCAAUUAUUCAGGAGAUGGUAGCUGCAAGUUUAGGCAUUCCAGCCAACAGGAUCAUGUGCCAUGUUAAACGAGUUGGUGGAGCUUUUGGUGGGAAACUCCUGAAAGCUGGCUUACUGGCAUCAGUUGCUGCAGUGGCUGCAAACAAAACCAACAGGGCAGUCCGUCUUAUUCUGAGCCGAGGGGAUGAUAUGUUAAUCACUGGUGGCCGACAUCCUUUUAUUGGUAAAUAUAAAGUUGGCUUCAUGAAUGAUGGUAGGAUCAGAGCUGUGGAUGCCAAAUAUUACAUUAAUGGAGGAUGCACGCCUGAUGAAUCUGUCCUGGUAGCAGAAGUAUCCUUAUUGAAAAUGGACAAUGCAUACAAGAUUCCCAACUUGAGAUGCUGGGCUUAUGCCUGCAAAACAAACUUGCCAUCAAACACAGCGUUCCGAGGGUUUGGCUUUCCGCAGUCAGCAUUGGUGACAGAAACUUGGAUAACAGGAGUUGCAGAUAAAACCGGUUUAUCACCAGAAAAGAUUAGGGAAAUAAAUAUGUAUAAGGAAAAUGAGCAGACACACUUCAAACAAAAGCUUGAUCCACAAAACUUAAUACGGUGUUGGAAUGAAUGUAUGGAGAGAUCUGCAUACUACAGUAGGAAAACAGCUGUCAAUGAAUUUAACAAACAAAAUUACUGGACGAAAAAAGGGAUUGCCAUUGUACCAAUGAAGUUCCCGUUUGGACUAGGCACUCGUUAUCUUUCUCAGGCUGCCGCUCUGGUUCAUAUUUAUACUGAUGGAUCCGUGCUUCUGACACAUGGUGGAAUUGAAAUGGGGCAGGGUAUUCAUACAAAAAUGAUCCAGGUUGCUAGUCGGGAAUUGAACAUCCCCAUGUCAUGUAUUCACUUCUGUGAAACGAGCACAACAACUGUUCCUAAUGCAUGUGCCUCAGCAGGAUCUGCAGGGACAGAUGUCAAUGGCAUGGCUGUGAAGGAUGCUUGCCAAACUCUUCUGAAACGCCUGCAGCCUAUCAUCAACAAGAACCCAAAAGGGACCUGGAAUGACUGGAUUAAAGAAGCUUUUGAACAGAGUGUGAGUCUUUCAGCUACUGGCUACUUUAGAGGUUACAGUGAAAACAUGGAUUGGGAGAAAGGGGAAGGACAGCCAUUCACAUAUUUUCUUUAUGGAGCUGCUUGUUCAGAGGUUGAAGUUAACUGUCUGACAGGAGACCACAAGAACCUCAGAACAGACAUUGUUAUGGACAUUGGAUGCAGCAUAAAUCCAGCUGUGGAUAUAGGACAGAUUGAAGGUGCCUUUGUUCAAGGCAUUGGACUGUACACAAUGGAGGAAUUAAAGUACUCUCCAGAAGGAGUCCUCUAUACUCGGGGUCCAGAUCAGUAUAAGAUCCCUGCUGUUUGUGAUAUUCCAGAACAAUUUAGUGUUUCCCUGCUGUCAUCUUCCCAAAAUCCUUAUGCCAUCUAUGCAUCCAAGGGGAUAGGUGAGGCAGGACUUUUCUUGGGAUGCUCUGUGUUCUUCGCUUUGAGAGAUGCAGUAACUAGUGUGAGGAAUGAAAGAGGACUGAAAAAGGCCUUUGCACUGAACAGCCCUCUGACCGCUGAACAAAUACGGGCAGGCUGCGCAGAUGACUUUACUGAGAUGAUGACAAAUGAUGACUCUGCUUCCUCUACUCCUUGGGCCAUAUCUGUGUGAAUGACAAACCAGAGUGCACAAGACCUGAAUGGAAUGGAAUGAAAAACUGAUUUACUGCCCCAAUACACACUAAUCAACACACAGAUAAAUAUAUUUUCUCAUUUUCAGAAUAGAAUCAGCUACCAAAAAUAUGCACAUUACAUCUUCUACCCUUAUAUUCCUUCUCCAUUCGGUAUAUUCAUUACAGUACUUUGCUUAAAUUACUGCAUUUAAUUGCUAGAAAUACAUCUCCUGCAUUUGAAGCAUAUAUAUUCAACAAGAAAGAUCUGCUGAACAGCUCAGCUCAAAUGCUGCAGGAGAAGAAGUAGUAAAGUUGCUUUAGAUUCUUCUGGCACAGACAUCUUUGUGUUAAAACCUGCAAGAAACAAGAGUUAUGAUUUUCUUUUGCUAUGCCAGGCAAAUUGCUAUGGCUGACUUACAUAUAUAGGAGAUUAAUUUUAUCCCAAAAGUUGGAAGAGUCAUUUAGUUGUAAUUUCCACUGGAAGCUUUCUUUUUCUCAUGGAGCAUGCCAAAAGCCUCUGAACUUAAUGGGAAAACUCACAUGGAGUUCAGCGUGCUUUGAAUAGGAGACUGAAUGAACCUAUCUCUGGAAAGGAUUCUCAAGCAGUGCUUAAUCCUGUGCUCAGGAGUAUAUUGAGCCAUGAAAGUACAGUUAAGAACUUUCUUCCACUCUUGGCCACUCCUGUGAUAAAGAAGAUGGAAUGAUAGUAAUGAGAUCAAAAGAUGAUCUGCAAAGAUCAGUCAUCCGAUGCUGCCUAGAGUGCAGUGGGAUUAGACCACACCCAAGUAGUAGCAGCUGGAGAAAACAGGAAAACAUAAAGCAGUAGUCUAUUAAAUGGUAACAGAAAUUCUGGUGUUAUUAAAUUUGAAGUAUGUAUAUAUUUUUAAUCUAAAAUGAGACCAAGAAAUUACAUAGACUGUAUCAAAGUUAAUAUAUUAUGAAAGCUCUGGCCACAAUACUCAGAUUUCGGCAUCAGAAUCCACAGUAUUGAACUGACAGAACUUCAGCCUUUCCUCCUCCUGAAGUGCAAAGCUGAGAUUUCAGUUCUGUUUGCACACACACAAAUACACAAAUCUCCAUGGUAUUUGAAUUUGGGACUUUGAGCUGGGAUACGUCCUAAUACAGAGAAAACACUUUUUUAGUAAGUGUACAGAAGUUACCCAAAGUAGCACCUGAAAAAUCGCAGCAGGUUCUUUGGUAAGAAAUUAGAACUGGGAAAAUAGGUAGUUUGUACAUUCAAUGU
Molecule: messenger RNA, 5267 nt
Organism: Gavia stellata (red-throated loon)
Lineage: Eukaryota; Metazoa; Chordata; Aves; Gaviiformes; Gaviidae
Product: aldehyde oxidase
Exons: 35
Coding region: 1-4023 (1340 amino acids)
Molecular function (GO): oxidoreductase activity; iron ion binding; 2 iron, 2 sulfur cluster binding
Source: RefSeq, a predicted model, not a curated record